Messenger RNA from Schistosoma spindalis, 940 nucleotides. Lineage: Eukaryota; Metazoa; Platyhelminthes; Trematoda; Strigeidida; Schistosomatidae. The record is from the annotation of a GenBank genome assembly.
AAAAGCUUACGGAUUGUCGAGGUGAUACGCCAAUCGCUUUACGACGGUUUGACCUUUGAGUGCUCAGUAACCUCCACCAAUGGACGAAGCCACUGGAUCGUUGCCAAAGUCAUCUGAUCGUGAGUCUAAGCUGAACGCCAUUAAGUCAGCUAUCGGGAUUAUACCAGAUUUCCCAAAACAAGGCAUUAUUUUCUGGGACUUUUUUGGCGUUUUUAGAGACCCUGUUUUAACUCAAUAUCUAUUGGAUGAAUUAUAUUAUGUGGCUACAUCUGAGAUAGAACGUAAAUUUACGAAAAUUAACGUUGUUGUGGGUCUCGAGUCACGUGGUUUUCUUCUUGGACCAGCACUUGCCCUUCGUCUGAACUGCUCCUUCGUCCCUAUUCGAAAAGCAGGAAAACUUCCAGGUCCUUGUUUCUCUUAUAAAUACGAAUUAGAAUAUGGAAAUAGUGUUGUAGAAAUUCAAAAGGAUGUUCUCAAGCCUGAUGAUAAUGUAGUCCUUUUUGAUGAUGUUUUGGCCACUGGUGGAAGUCUUGAAGCUGGUAUGAAAUUGGUAAAAUUAUCUGGAGCUAAAAUCCUAUCCAGUUUGUUGUUCAUGGAACUGAAAGGUUUGGGUGCACGUAAAAGGAUAGAAGAUCUUGGCGUACCUGUUCACACACUCUUUCAAACUUGAACAGUACUUCUGUAAAAAAUAUUCUCUUAGUUCUUGCUUUCCUAUUAUUUAACGUCGUUUAUUUUAACAAAAUGACCUCAAGUGCUGAAAUAGUACCUUCCUACUGAAUAACAGACUAGCUAGUUAUGAAAUGUCAUAUUUCGAAAUACCUAGUUGAUAAAGUCCAACUAUAAACAUAGAUUCUUAUUUUAUUACACUGACUACUUAUUAGUCUGACGUUAACCGUUUGUUAAUUCUGUUAGCAUUGUCAAUAAACAUUACUUUUAUUGU